Molecule: messenger RNA, 4190 nt
Organism: Rhinolophus ferrumequinum (greater horseshoe bat)
Lineage: Eukaryota; Metazoa; Chordata; Mammalia; Chiroptera; Rhinolophidae
Gene: FEM1A
Product: fem-1 homolog A
Exons: 1
Coding region: 146-2143 (665 amino acids)
Molecular function (GO): protein binding
Source: RefSeq, a predicted model, not a curated record
CGCAGCAGCCAUUUUGUUCCACCCUAGGAGCCUCUAAGAUGGCGGCGGGGGAGACGGUGAAGGUUGCAGCCUGCCUCUCCGGGCUCUAGUCCAUCGCCUUCCCGUCCCCCGGCGGCCAUCCCAUGGCCUGGUGGAGGCCCGGACCAUGGACCUCCGCACCGUCGUGUACAAUGCCGCCCGCGACGGCAAGCUUCAGCUGCUACAAAAGCUGCUCAGCGGCCGGACCCGGGAAGAACUGGAUGAGCUGACUGGCGAGGUGGCUGGCGGGGGGACGCCGUUGCUCAUUGCUGCCCGCUAUGGCCACCUGGACGUGGUCGAGUACCUGGUGGACCGGUGUGGUGCGAGCGUGGAGGCGGGCGGCUCAGUGCACUUCGAUGGCGAGACCAUCGAGGGCGCACCGCCACUGUGGGCCGCCUCGGCCGCCGGCCACCUGGACGUAGUGCGGAGCCUGCUGCGCCGCGGGGCUUCGGUGAACCGCACCACGCGCACCAACUCCACGCCCCUGCGCGCCGCCUGCUUCGAUGGGCACCUGGAGGUGGUGCGCUACUUGGUGGGCGAGCACCAGGCCGACCUGGAGGUGGCCAACCGGCACGGGCACACGUGCCUCAUGAUCUCCUGUUACAAGGGCCACCGUGAGAUCGCCCGCUACCUGCUGGAGCAGGGCGCCCAGGUGAACCGGCGCAGCGCCAAGGGCAACACAGCCCUGCACGACUGCGCUGAGUCCGGUAGCCUAGAGAUCCUGCAGCUGCUGCUCGGGUGCAACGCCCGCAUGGAACGCGACGGCUACGGCAUGACCCCGCUGCUGGCGGCCAGCGUGACGGGCCACACCAACAUCGUGGAGUACCUCAUCCAGGAGCAGCCUGCGGAGGAGGAGGCGGCGCAGCCAGGGCUGACCCGAGAAGGCCCCUCCACCAGCCCGGGAUGCGUGCAGCCCCAGGGGUCUCACUGCUGCGGUUCCUUGGCAGAAGAACCGCUCAGUGGUGAUGCUUACGAGAGCUGCUGCCCCACCAGCCGGGAAGCGGCAGUGGAAGCCUUGGAAUUGUUGGGAGCCACGUACGUGGAUAAGAAGCGGGAUCUGCUUGGGGCCCUGAAACACUGGAGGCGGGCCAUGGAGCUGCGUCACCAGGGCGGUGCGUAUCUGCCCAAACCAAAACCUCCUCAGCUGGUCCUGGCCUAUGACUAUUCCAGGGAGGUGAACACCGCCGAGGAAUUGGAAGCGCUUAUAACCGACCCGGACGAGAUGCGCAUGCAGGCCCUGUUGAUCCGAGAGCGUAUCCUGGGUCCCUCUCAUCCAGACACUUCCUAUUAUAUCCGUUACAGGGGCGCGGUGUACGCCGACUCGGGCGAUUUCGAGCGCUGCAUCCGCCUGUGGAAGUACGCCCUGGACAUGCAACAGAACAGCCUGGAGCCUCUGAGCCCCAUGACCGCCAGCAGCUUCCUCUCCUUUGCCGAAUUCUUUUCGUAUGUGCUCCAGGACCGGGCGGCCAAGGGCAGUCUGGGCACGCAAAUAGGCUUUGCAGACCUCAUGGGGGUGCUCUGCAAAGGGGUCCGGGAAGUGGAACGGGCCCUGCAGCUGCCCAAGGAGCCCGGGGACUCGGCCCAGUUCACCAAGGCCCUGGCCAUCAUCCUCCACCUGCUCUAUCUGUUGGAGAAGGUGGAGUGCACGGCCGAGCAGGAGCGUCUGAAGCACCAGACCGUCUACCGGCUGCUGAAGUGUGCCCCCCGGGGCAAGAACGGCUUCACCCCUCUGCACAUGGCCGUGGAUAGUGAGAGUACGAACGUGGGCCGCUACCUGGUGGGGAGAUUCCCCUCCCUGCAGGUGGUUAGGGUGCUGCUGGACUGCGGGGCCGACCCAGACAGCCGGGACUUUGACAACAACACCCCGUUGCACAUAGCGGCCCAGAACAAUUGCCCGGGGAUCAUGAAUGUCCUGAUUGAGGCGGGGGCCCACAUGGACGCCACCAAUGCCUUCAAGAAAACAGCUUACGAGCUGCUGGAUGAGAAGCUGCUGGCCAAGAGCACCAUUCAGCCCUUCAACUAUGUCACCUUGCAGUGCCUUGCAGCCCGCGCCCUGGACAAGAACAAGAUCCCCUACAAAGGCUUCAUCCCGGAGGAGCUGGAGGCUUUCAUCGAGCUGCACUGACAGCGUUCUGAGAGGUGCGGCCCACAUGCGUCCUUGCUCUCUUGGUGAGCGCUUCCGGUGGCAUGGAACAGGAGAAGGGCUCUCCCUCCUGCACGGCCCUUCACCAAUGCAGAGAGUGGGGGAAGCAGUUAACGAGCUGUUGGUGCUAGAAGCCUUCAGGAUCACGUGCUCGGACAUUGUCUUUCUCCAGAAGCAUACACACCCAUCCUUAAUUGGGAGAAGACGUGACCUUCCGCAUGUCCCACCUGCCUGGGUCUCAGAAGAUUUUGCCUUCUUACGAAGAGGCAGAGGGAUUGAAGCCAUUGCCUUCCUCCCCUACUAGAAACAGGAAGAAGCUGAGAAUCAGUUGCCCUCCUCUGCCCCUUGCGUGGCUGGAUAAACCCAGCCGCGGAAUGCAGUGUUAGGACUGGGGGCUCCCAAGGUGGAGACUCAAGAAGCAAGACCGCCUGUCACUUUUUCCAGCACAGUCACACCCGGCUCCCUCCCACGUUGCCACAGUCAGGACUGGGCGGGCAGGGCUGUGCCCAGGGCAGCCUGCCACUUACAUAGCUUUUGGCUGGUUUGGUGUUCUGUUUAUUUGUAGGUGGGCAGGUUACAGGCAUUGCACAGGAGUCCUGAGGUUUUGCUGCCUUUUUUUUUUUUUUUUAAGAAUUUGAAAUUUUGUUUAAGACUUGAUAAGUUAAUUUUCUGCACCAGUGGUUUUGUUGUGCCGCAGGGGGGCCAAGGCCCUCAGGAACGAGCUUUGUUGUGUGAAGAAUGUGGUAAAGGAUGGUAGACCAUGAUAUUGGUCCCUAAAACGGAGGUGGCGGUACGUUUCUUAAAACUUCACUCGUUUGCCUUUUCCUUGGGCCUCCCAUCUUCCCAUCCUCAUCAGAGAAGAAUUUUUUUCUAAAUAAGAAUCAGGCCAAAUGCCCAAGGUGCUGAGCUUGGCAUGAGUUUCCCUAGUUCUCGAGCGAGAACUAGUAAGGUUGGUUUGAGGUUUGGUUUUCAUAGUUUCUGACUUCAGUCCGCUUCAGCGCCAUGAAUCACAUCCGAGUGCAGUUUUGUUGUGGGCAUCGCCACCCCCGCUGACUCCAGCCCCUCUUACAGCUCAAGGACCCGAGUCCAGGUCUUCCUGAAAAAAAUCUGAAGUGCAGCGUGAAGUCAGUAAGUCAGCUGGAGGAGACGCUGAAUGCUGAGAGCUGAGGUGUACAAAAUCUUGGUAUCCCAUCACGUGGAGUAUAAAGUGCUUGUGCUAGAGAACCUGCUUCAGGGAGAUUUUUCUCUAGCGAUACUGUGUAUGCCCUGGGGGCAGAAGGAAACUGUUCUUGGCCUGUUCAGAGGGCAGUGAAUGGCAGAAGGGGGCGGAAGUUCAGGAGAAAGGCCACAUUCGGGUCAGUGACAUCCUCACCCGACGCCUUCCCGCAGCCUCGUCCAGUGGCAGCUAGCUACACGGAGGCCUUCGGGAGCCACAGCAGGUGCCUGGAUGUCCCACCCUCCGAGAAAACUCGGUCUCGUGUGGAUUUGCAGUGUUAGUUAGGAUGUUAUUUAUUUACAAGACCAGGUUUUACCUUCCAUCGAGGCGGGAAACGCAGCUACUGUCCCAAAGCACGGAAUAAAGAAAUGAGGCCGUUUAAAUGUGAGUGCUGGCGCUGAUGUUUAAGUCAUUAAAAAGACAACACUCCAAGACAACCGCCGGACAGUUCCUUGCGGGGUAGGCCAGGGAGAAGGCGGGAAGAGGGUGCCACUAAGAGUAAAAGGCCAUGGUGCCAGCCCACAUAAAAGGACCAGCCCUCGGGCCACCAUCUCCAGCUGGAGGAGUUUCUGUUUCUGUGCUGGGUUCUGUGUGAGGUUUCAUUCAGAAAUAGCGUGUCACUGCGUAAAAAGAAAAAGUGAAAAACACUGACUUAGUUCACGCCCCCACAUUACGGUAGGGUUGCCACGGAAAAGAGGAUGGCUUGGUCUUCCUGAAAGUCGUGCUGUGUGCCUGGCGUGUUCCCGGUCCCCUUAGGGGUACAGAUGGAGCCAUUAUUCCCCAGGGUGAUCUCCCCGUGUUCUCACCUCAUGG